ACAUACGUAAGUGAAUUGUCACAGGUAAUCCAUUGGCAUUCUGAGUAUAUAGAUACUUGAUGUUAGAAUUGUUUUGAACGAUCACUCAAAAUUACCUUUCAGAAAUCGUCAGUAAUCUUAAUAAACUACUAUAUAGUCGUCCUAGUGUUAUGACAACAACAUAAGCUAGUUUUAAAAUGAUAUUUUGUUCAUCUUAACAAAUUGGUUUUUAAAGGAGGGAAACUGGCUGGACUAGGUUCUGUGCUAAAAUGCUUGGUUUUCGCAAAUGCUAAUUAUUGAUUAUCUUGGAGUUGACAUUUGGACGGUCUUGAAAAAUACUACUCAAAUCUAUGGACUAAUCUUCAUAAUUAUAUCUUCUGUCCACAAAUACUGGUCAGAAUCUCUACUCUUAAGUAAGCUGGAAUAGGUUUCUGGAAACCUUAUGAGGGUUACUGAAAGCUACUAAUUGGAUUAAUCCAUGGAGAUUUGGCAGUUCAUGCCGUGCAUAAAUCAGUGUAGUCUUCUGUAUCAAGGCAUAUAACAGUUGUCGCUUAUCACAAGUUAAUGUUAAUAAUGGCCAAAUUGUUGUACGCACAAGUAUUGAGAACAUGUGCUGAUAGCAAGUCUUUCUAAGUCAACGGAUAAUUUUCAUUUUAACAUUUAUGUUGGUCAUCUUUGUUGCCAAGAGCAAAACCAAUUUCCUUCAUUUCAAUCAAUACUUCAAUGAUCCUUGUAAUAUUGGUUAACGAUAUAUAGUUGCAAAAAGCAACCAUACAUUUUUUCACUUUUCGUGGAAACUGCAUAACUGAGCUUUGAACAUAUUAAGUAUUUAAAUCUGGCUUUAUUAAAGUUAAUCUGGUUGUUCUUCGAUUUUAUAAGAAGUGAUUAUCUUAGAUGAUGUUUCAUCUUUGAAAUUUACGUCAAAUGCACAACUUAAGUAAUUACCUUAUUCCAGAUGCUCCGCCCACGUGCUCUUACUUCUGCCUUAAGAAAGAUGAAUACUGGCGGAAUACAGUCAGUUAUGUUAUUUAAUCCUGAAGGUGUUCUUCUUGCCUAUACGAGCCUUGCUGGUGAUAGUGAGCGAUCUAAAGCCGCAAUCGCAGCUAAUGUUUGGAAUAUAUAUCAGCGCCAACUAGAGUCCAGUGAAUCGGAUACUGUCCAGGAAAUAAUCUUGAAAUUAUCUGAAGGCAGACUAAUAAUUACACGUGUAGCGUCAGUUCUUCUCUGCCUCCAUGCCUCCAAAGAUGUGGGUUUGGGAAUGUUACGAGCUAAGAUGAAUGCUUUAGUACAAAAUUUACAAGAGCCAUUGAGUAUUAUUGCAGCUUCCUAA
This is a messenger RNA of Schistosoma spindalis, 1309 nucleotides long. NCBI's taxonomy places the organism in Eukaryota, Metazoa, Platyhelminthes, Trematoda, Strigeidida, Schistosomatidae. The record is from the annotation of a GenBank genome assembly.